Hypanus sabinus (Atlantic stingray) is the source of this 4152-nucleotide messenger RNA. RefSeq names its product receptor tyrosine-protein kinase erbB-2-like. Lineage: Eukaryota; Metazoa; Chordata; Chondrichthyes; Myliobatiformes; Dasyatidae. The record is from RefSeq and is a predicted model, not a curated record. The transcript has 25 exons. Bases 148 to 3273 code for a protein of 1041 amino acids. Gene Ontology annotation, molecular function: ATP binding; transmembrane receptor protein tyrosine kinase activity. Gene Ontology annotation, cellular component: signaling receptor complex; basal plasma membrane. Gene Ontology annotation, biological process: positive regulation of kinase activity; neuron differentiation; multicellular organism development.
AUGUCCUGAUCGCCCACAACGAGGUCAGCUACAUUCCACUGGAGAACCUGCGCAUCAUCCGCGGGAGCCAGCUGUACGAGGGCCGCUACGCGCUGGCCGUCCUCUCCAACUUCAGCCCUUCCGGGACCCGGUCUGCGAGAGCUGAGGAUGAGGAGUCUGACAGAGAUCCUGACCGGGAGCAUCUGGAUCAGCGACAACCCCUUCCUGUGCUUCCAGGAGACAAUUCAGUGGGACGACAUCCAGGACAAGAACAACAAGUUUCCCUUCGCUGAUACCGUGGACCGGAGUCGGGCCGUCUCAUGUGAAAGCUGCAGUCCCCUCUGUAAGAAUGCGUCGUGCUGGGGUUCUGGUCCCGAGUACUGCCAGAUCUUUACUCGGAAAUUCUGCGCCAAGGAGUGCCUGACACGCUGCAAGGGGCCCAAUCCGACAGACUGCUGUCACAGCGAGUGCGCCGCGGGCUGCGUGGGGCCCAAGGACACCGACUGCCUGGCCUGCCACCAUUUCAGUAACGGAGGUCUCUGCCGCGGCGACUGCCCCCCACUCAGCAUCUACAAUGCCCAGACCUACCAGAUGGAGCACAACCCGGACGGGACGUACAUCUUCGGAGCCAGCUGUGUCCAGCAGUGUCCGCACAACUACCUGUCCACGGACGUGGGCUCCUGCACGCUGGACUGCCCAAACGACACCAGGGAGGUGAUUGACGACCGCCGCCAGCGUUGUGAGAAGUGCAGCGAGCCGUGCCCCAGAGUGUGCAGUGGUCUGGGGGUGAACGUUAUGAAGGACGUCCGUGCGGUGACCUCCGCCAACAUUGAUUCCUUCAAAGGCUGCGUCAAGAUCUUCGGCAGCCUGGUCUUCCUCACCGAAACCUUUGCUGGUGACCCGUCGGCAAAGAUCAAACCCCUGGAUCCGAAGAAGCUGAAGGUCUUCAGUGCUCUGACGGAGAUCACAGGCUACUUGUACAUCGAGGCUUGGCCGCAGAACUUCACCACCCUGAGGGCUUUUGAGAGUCUCGCUACCAUUCGAGGGCGUGUGCUGUACAGCGGUGCUUAUGCACUGUCAGUGCAGAAUCUCCAGAUACAGUCGCUAGGACUUCGGUCUCUAAAAGAGAUCAGUAACGGGCUGGUGUUCAUUCACCAGAACCCGAACCUCUGCUAUGUGAGUACAAUUCCCUGGAGGCAGCUCUUUAAGAAGGAUCACCAGGAGGAGCUGAUAACAGCCAACAGGCUCCAGGACCUCUGUGAAGCCGAGGGGCGGACCUGUGACAGCCUCUGCACCAACGGCAGCUGCUGGGGGCCCGGCCCGGCGCAGUGCCUCUCCUGCACCUACUUCCGCGGCCAGGAAUGCGUGGAAUCCUGCAACUUGUACGAGGGCUCGUUUCGGGAGUAUGUGAGCGAAUUCAAGUGCAUGGCCUGUCACCCGGAGUGUUUCCCGCAGAACAACAGCCUCAGCUGCAGUGGGAAGGGCUCCGACAACUGCGUGGCCUGCCGCCGCUACCGGGACGGCGCGCACUGCGUCGCCAAGUGCCCCGGCGGCCUGCACGGCCACAUCUGGAAGUACCCGGACGAACACGGCCUGUGCCAGCUCUGCCCCACCAACUGCAGUCACUCGUGCACGGCGGGCGAGGACGGCUGUCCCGAGGAGCCCAUUCACAGCCAGGUGACCUCGGUGGUGGCCGGGAUCGUCGGGGCUCUGCUCUUCAUGCUGCUCGUCGUCCUGCUGAUCGUCUGGUGGAAACGCAAGGUCUACCUGAAGCAGAAGCACAAGAUGAUGAGACUCCUGGAGCAGAACAAGCUCGUCGAGCCGGUGAGUCCGAGCGGUGUUGUUCCGAAUCAGGCGCAGAUCCGAAUCCUGAAGGAGACGGAGAUGAAGAAAGUAAAAGUCCUGGGAUCCGGUGCCUUCGGAACUGUUUAUAAGGGCGUCUGGAUGCCGGAGGACGAAGACGUUAAGAUACCCGUUGCCAUUAAGGUACUCAGAGAGGGAACAUCGCCCAAAGCGAACAAGGAAAUCCUGGACGAGGCGUACAUCAUGGCAGGCGUCAGCAGCCCUUACGUCUGCCGUCUGCUGGGUAUCUGCCUCACCUCCACGGUGCAGCUGGUGACGCAGCUGAUGCCCUUCGGAUCCCUGCUCGACUACGUCCGCGAGCACAAGGACCGCAUCGGGUCGCAGCACCUCCUUAACUGGUGUGUGCAGAUCGCCAAGGGAAUGAAUUACCUGGAGGAUCAGGUCCGAUUGGUCCACCGGGACCUGGCAGCGAGGAAUGUGCUGGUAAGGAGCUUGAACCACGUGAAGAUCACAGACUUCGGGCUUGCCCGGCUCCUCGACACGGACGAGACGGAGUACCAUGCCGACGGCGGGAAGGUGCCCAUCAAGUGGAUGGCGCUGGAGUCCAUACUGCACCGCCGGUUCACCCAUCAGAGCGACGUCUGGAGUUACGGCGUGACGGUCUGGGAGCUGAUGACGUUCGGUGCCAAGCCUUACGAUGGGAUCCCGGCUCGAGAAAUCCACGAACUGUUGGAGAAGGGAGAGCGGUUGCCACAGCCUCCGAUCUGCACCAUCGACGUCUACAUGAUUAUGGUCAAGUGCUGGAUGAUUGACUCGGAAUGUCGGCCUCGCUUCCAGGAGUUGGUGGCGGAGUUUUCCAAAAUGGCCCGGGAUCCUCAGCGAUACAUCGUUAUCCAGGGUGACGAGCACCUCGUACCUCAGAGCCCGACUGACAGCAAGUUCUACCGGACCCUGCUAGAGGACGAGGAGAUGCAGGACCUGAUCGACGCGGAAGAGUACCUGAGCGCGAGGAGCGUGGCGGAGGCGGGCGCCCAGGGCCCUCCGCCCGGCCCGGCUUACCGGCCCCCCUCGCAGGUGGAAGUGCCGGUGGAGGCGGACGGCCCCUGCUGCGGGGCCCCGGACGAGGUGCCUGGCCAGCGGUACAGCUCCGACCCCACCGCGCGCCUGGACGGGGAGGGAGAGGCCGGCUUCGAGACGGACAGUUACAUCGCGCUGGGUGGCGAGACCCCGGCCGCAGGUUACAUGAACCAGCGGGGGGAGGCCGGAAGAGGCGGGUUAUUCCCUCGGGGCAGUGGCGGGAGUGACCUGCUGCUCCCAAGCAGCCCCUUCCAGAACACUGUGCAGAACCCCGAGUACCUGUCGCAGCACAGCUCGCUGUCCGACGACGAGCCGGCCCUCGACUGGGGCCCGGGCCAGCCCAACGGCUACAUCCGCGUGGCGACGGCGGAGAACCCCGAGUACCUCGGCCUCUCGGAGACCAGCAGCGUGUAAAAGGGCACCUUGCCGGUGAAAUCGGUCCCACCACGGUCUGACUGCACGCCAGAGACUGGCGGGGGGGGGGGGGCAGCGAGACCCAGACAGGCUGCAUUGCGGCGGAGGGAGUGGGGGCUUCUCCCUGGACGAUGCUGUGAGUAGGGAAGCGUGGUAACGCUGUCCAUUUCUGCCGGUGUUCGUCAGCCAUCAGUCUCUCCAGGGACUUACCGCGAAUCAAAAUGAGGAUUGCCCCGGAGCCCGUUCCCCAUCUUCGUUCCAUUCUGUCCCCCAUUCUCACACAGUCACCCCCACUCCUCUCUCCCAUUCCACCUCUGAAAUAUCGCACCCAGCCAGUCGCGGUCUGGUUGGCCGAGUUCUGAACAAUGCUGCAGUUAGCGUGAACUGUUAAUGAAUGUUACCGAUUUUUUGUACAUCUGAUUUUGGGAAAUAGUUUUGUAUGUUUGAGAGAGAGAUUUUUUUUUUUCUAGAUGUCUGCUGUGAAUAGCUGAGGUGAGGGGAGAUGGUCUGAUCCGGAGGCCGGUAGCGGGAUCUCGGUCAAACCGCGGUUCCUGAGCUCAGACCGUCUCCCGCCAGGCGAAUCCGUUAGUCUGAUGAGUCGUGCCGGUGGUUACACCCGUGAUUGAACCCACCGCGCGUGGCCGCUGAUUGGGUUGUGAUUUGAUCAUUGGACACGCUGACUGCGAGGAGAGCCCACGUUUACCGAGUGCCGGGGAGCUGAUGGCGGUCUGCACCGAACUCGGGAGAACGGGGAUGGACUUCCGAUCCGCGUCCCUCCCUCAGGACCGGUCGGCACUCCCGUCUCUCCUCCCAGCCACCGUGUCCUGGAGUUACUCUUGGAAUCUGGUACGAACAAUAAAGCUCGCAGUUUUUAAUCAG